GUGGUGUGUGUGAGUGGCUGCGUGCCCCACCCUGAAAAAGAGAGGAGUGAUGGAGGUGUGGAGCAGCGAAGAAGAAAAGGGUCUGACUGAACUGGAGGGCUUGAAAGGCACCAUGAUAGCCAUGAACUCCUCCAGCCACCACCUCUACUAUGAUGCUGCUAACCACACCAACUACACCACCACCAACAACAUCACCUAUUUCCCUUACUAUCAGCACUCCCUCCCUGUGGCUGCUAGCUUCAUCCUGGCCUACCUGUUCAUCUUCCUGCUGUGCAUGGUGGGUAAUGUGCUGGUGUGUCUGAUCGUGCUGGGGAACCGCCGCAUGAGAACCGUCACCAACCUUUUCAUCCUCAACCUGGCGGUCAGCGACCUGUUGGUGGGCAUUUUCUGCAUCCCCACAACGCUGGUGGAUAACCUCAUCACAGGCUGGCCGUUUACCAACACUGUGUGUAAACUGAGUGGUCUGGUGCAGGGGAUGUCUGUGGCUGCCUCAGUCUUCACCCUGGUGGCCAUCGCAGUGGACAGGUUCCGCUGCAUUGUGUACCCUUUUCAGCCCAAACUCACCCUCCUAGUUGCCAAGGCGACCAUAGCGAUGAUCUGGGUUCUGGCUGUGGUAAUCAUGUGUCCCUCAGCAGCUGCCCUGACCGUGGAGGAGGUGGCUGAUCACUACAUGGUUUACAGCCAGAACUACAACAUGACCUACCCCCUGUACUCAUGCUAUGAGAACUUUGCUGACCCGAAGAUGAGGAAGGUAUACACCACGGUUCUGUUCGCCCACAUCUACUUGGUGCCCCUGUCUCUCAUCAUCGUCAUGUACGGGCGCAUCGGGGUGAAGCUCUACACCUCUGUGGUGUCAAGCAGAGAACCUCAGGAUGCAGCACCUCCUCCCCCCCCAGCCAGGCACGAGGGGGGAAGGCCACAGAUCUCCCAGAAGAAGAUCAAGGUGAUCAAGAUGCUGAUCGUGGUGGCCCUGCUGUUCAUGUUGUCCUGGCUGCCGCUGUGGACUCUGAUGCUGCUGACGGACUAUGGCGGGCUGGGAGAGGAACAGCUGGAGCUCCUCACUGGAUACAUCUUUCCCUUCGCCCACUGGCUAGCCUUUUCCAACUCCUCUGUCAACCCCAUCAUCUACGGAUACUUCAAUGAGAACUUCAAGAGGGGCUUCCAGGCUGUCUGCCAGACCAACUCUUGCUGCCCCACAGGGAAUAGGGAUGAGGUAACGGGAAGGGGAACUAGGGAAGGUAGAGCAAGAGGUGGGGGUAAUGGUGGAUUGGAUGGAGGCGGACUGAGGGAUCCCACAAGCAACCCCAAUCCUCUCUUGUUUGGGGCAAGAAACAAAGUAUACACCGAUGGUAAUGUGGCAGACUCUGUGCUCCUUGAGCUGGAGUUGAAGAAGAAUUCUAAGGUGGGAAGCAACACGGUCCAUGUUGAGGGCAGGGGGACUGGGGCGAGUGGAGGAAUGGGGAUUGGCUAUGUGAUGAACAAAAAGGGGAUUCAUGUUGAGGAGCCCACCAGCCCAAUGGGAGUGUGUCAGGCCUGGGAUCAUUAG
This is a messenger RNA of Salmo salar (Atlantic salmon), 1546 nucleotides long. Its product is annotated as neuropeptide FF receptor 1. Gene Ontology annotation, biological process: cellular response to hormone stimulus; G protein-coupled receptor signaling pathway. Gene Ontology annotation, cellular component: plasma membrane. Gene Ontology annotation, molecular function: neuropeptide receptor activity; peptide binding. The record is from RefSeq and is a predicted model, not a curated record. NCBI's taxonomy places the organism in Eukaryota, Metazoa, Chordata, Actinopteri, Salmoniformes, Salmonidae.